CACAACUGUGCACACAAACACACAGCUCUUGGUAUCCCCUCUCAUAAAUGCAGAAAUCUAGUCAUCAUACACAGGAGUGUGAAGAGAGAAAUGGCCUCUGACAGGGUCCAUGCUGCUUUACCUGACCCUCCCAGUCAGAAUGAAGAGGACAACAGAGAAGAGGAGAAAGUGUUUGGAAAUAUUUUUGCAGAGUUAGAAUCUGUGGACUUGCCCCUAGGAACCACCUUAAGGUCUAUUUACGAUGACCAGCCCAAUGCCCACAAGCGCUUCAUGGAAAAGCUGGAUGCCAGGAUAAGGAACCAUGACCGAGAAAUUGAGAAAAUGUGCAAUUUCCACCACCAAGGCUUUGUGGACGCCAUCACAGAGCUGCUCAAAGUCCGCACUGAUGCAGAGAAACUGAUGGGUCAAGUGACAGACACUAAUCGAAGACUACAAGAAGCUGGGAGGGAGGUGACAGCUCAGACACAGGAGGUGAUCUGCUGUCGGAUCCAGCAGAGGAACAUGGCCACGACUGUUGAGAAGCUCCAGCUCUGUAUACCAGUGCUAGAAAUGUAUAGCAAACUGAAGGAGCAGCUGGAAACCAAAAGAUACUAUGCUGCGUUGAAAACCAUGGAGCAGCUGGAGAAGGUCUUCAUCCCCAGAGUCAGCCAGUACAGGUUCUGUCAAAUCAUGGCUGAAAACCUCCCCAGACUGAGAGAGGAGAUCAAGGAGAUCUCAAUGUCAGACCUCAAGGACUUCCUGGAGAGCAUCCGAAAACACUCAGACAAGGUUGGAGAAACUGCCAUGAGACAGGCACAGCACCACAGGACCUUUAACAGAGUAGUAACAAAGCAGGCCAGUAUGGGUCACUACACCAAGCCUGUGUACUCCUUUAAUGGACGAACACACACUCACAAUGGCCUGAUGAUGGAUGACGACACAGGAGAUGAGGAUGAAGCAGAUGAAGAGGUUCUUACAGCUCAGGACCUUGUGGACUUCUCACCUGUUUACAGAUGUUUACAUAUAUACACUGUGCUGGGUGAUCGAGAAACAUUUGAAAACUACUACAGGAAACAGAGGAAAAAACAGGCCAGGCUAGUGCUGCAGCCACAUGCUAACAUGCAUGAGACAGUGGAAGGCUACAGAAGAUACUUCAAUCAGAUUGUUGGGUUCUUUGUUGUGGAGGAUCAUAUCCUCCAUGCCACACAUGGGCUGGUGACUAGAGCUUUCACUGAUGAACUGUGGAACAUGGCCCUGUCUAAGAUCAUCGCUGUGCUCCGCACACACUCUUCUUACUGUGAGGACCCAGACCUGGUCCUGGAGCUGAAGAACCUCAUAGUAAUCUUCGCUGACACACUACAGGAUUAUGGUUUCCCGGUGAACCGCCUGUUCGACCUGCUUUUCGAGGUCAGAGACCAGUACAAUGAAACUUUGCUGAAGAAGUGGGCGCUGGUUUUCAGGGAGAUCUUUGAGUCGGAUAACUACAGUCCCAUCCCAGUGGAGACAGAGGAUGAGUAUAAAGUGGUUGUCAGUCGCUUUCCCUUCCAUGAUGCAGAGAUAGAGAAGCAGGACUUUCCGAAGAAGCUGCCAAUGUCCCAGUCUGUCCCUGUGAUCUACACACAGGUCAAAGAGUUCAUUUAUGCCAGCCUCAAGUUCUCGGAGUCACUACACCGCAGUUCAACAGAGAUUGAUGACAUGCUGCGGAAAUCCACCAACCUGCUGCUGACAAGAACACUCAGCAGCUGUCUGCAAAACCUCAUCAAGAAACCUCACAUAGGACUAACUGAGCUGGUGCAGAUCAUCAUAAAUACCACCCACCUGGAGCAGGCCUGCAGGUAUUUGGAGGAGUUUAUAACAAACAUCACCAAUGUCUCCCCUGAAACGGUACACACCACAAGACUCUAUGGCUUAUCCACAUUUAAGGACGCUCGUCAUGCUGCAGAGGGAGAGAUCUAUACCAAACUCAACCAGAAAAUUGAUGAGUUUAUCCAGCUUGCAGACUAUGAAUGGGGCAUGAGUGAGUCAGAUGGUCGUGCAUCUGGAUACCUCAUGGAUCUGAUCAACUUCCUGCGGUCCACCUUCCAAGUCUUCACACACCUUCCAAAUAACAACAAUGACCAUGCAUCGAUGUCGGGUAAAGUGGCCCAGACAGCUUGUAUGUCAGCCUGUAAGCAUCUGUCCACAUCCCUGAUGCAAAUGCUGCUGGACACGGAACUCAGACAGAUCAGUAUGGGAGCCGUUCAGCAAUUCAACCUAGAUGUCAUUCAGUGUGAAUUGUUUGCCAGCUCUGAGCCCGUCCCUGGUUUCCAAGGAGACACACUCCAGCUGGCCUUCAUCGACCUACGACAGCUCUUGGACCUGUUCAUGGUGUGGGACUGGUCAACAUAUCUGGCAGAUUACGGCCAGCCAACCUCCAAAUACCUGAGAGUGAAUCCAGCCACUGCCCUGGCUCUACUUGAGAAGAUGAAGGACACCAGUAAGAAGAACAACAUUUUCUCUCAGUUCAGGAAGAACGACAGAGAUAAACAGAAGCUGAUAGAGACUGUGGUUAAACAGCUGAGGAGCCUGGUCAACGGAAUGUCCUCAUGAACACACACACAGAUAUUGCUGGCACAGAGAGGGGAUGAAGCAUGCAUGCAAACACACACAGACACACACAACAGGAAGAUUCGGAGGCCUGGCAUACAAACUCACACACAUAAUGGCACAGCAAUACACACUGUACAAGGCAUGCAGGGAAAUUAAGCAGACACAGGAUCUGUAUGAAGUCAAGUCCUCCCUGUACUGUUUAACUAGAUUGAAUAUCCAAUGUAAAUAACACAAACACACUUAACAGUUUUAUUGGACUGAACAGUAAAAAUGUUUGUAGUAUUUUCAUGAUGAUGAUAAGACGAGCUAUGUUUGUACAUUUGUGAGAGUGCUAUGAUUGUAGCUGCGGAGGGAGACUGGUACAGCACAGGAAGUGACACUCCUAAGUACUGGCACAAUGAGGUUAAAGGUCAAUAACACUUUCUGCCCCUCACAUAAAUGGGACGAACCAUUUCCUGUAGAUACAUUUAUUAACACCUGUGCUAUGUAAAAAAUAACAGUACCUCUAUUCUAGAUGGAUGGUGUCAUCAACAAUGUGUUCAAUGGAACACAUUGUUUAGCUUUUUUAUUUGGAAGAAAUCAUUGUUAAUCUAGAAUGAUGGACUUUACAGAUGACUGUAAUCAGAUGAGUGUAAUCUAGAUUCCCUCAUCUGAAAUAUUUAAUUUAUGGUCUGGAGAAAAUUCAGAUGCUUAAAGACCUGUAUAGAUUUUGAGUGUAACGAUAAAAAUGUUUAUUUUUCAUUUCAACAACACCUCGCAAUCGUCUUGCUUGAUGUUAAGACUUAUCGGCCCCUCUCUGAUGAAUUCUUACCCUAACACCUCUCUCUGUAAACGCACAGACUAAUUGACAUGGAUCAUUUUAUUCUGAAUAGUCAGAUAAACUCCCAGCACAAUCAUCAUCAUUAAGAAAUGUGACCACAUGUGCUGCAGAUUCUGCUGAAAAAUCUCACUGCUUCCACAUGGUUUUCACCUACUGUCUAUGCCCCCAGAAUGAUGGGACUGUAGCCUUAGAUGGCUCUGACCAAGUUAAGCUCAUUGUCCCAAUACCUGAACUCUUGUACAUGCGUGUGUGUGCGGCCGUGUGAGUGUGUGACAUGCUGAGGUCUUGGGUUGGUGGAAGAAUAGAGGAGUGGAUGAUGACGUCUUGAAAGACUGAUGUUCAUGAAAAGAGUGGAGUGUUGUCUUUUCUCAUUUGUAGCUUUGUUUCCUGUCUCAUUUUCUUCUUCCUCAUGUUGUACAUUAAAACUUUGCAGACAGACCCUCACAGUGACUCAACAUGGACAAGAUUGUGAGUCGUUGACUCCCAGAUUGAAGUCUGGGACGUCACAUGUUUUCUGAUUGGAAGAAUGUCAUAAAUAGAGGUGUUUAAUGAUUUGGCCCAAUAUGCGUGUAGAAGUUGGAUCACAUAACAUAACAUAACACCUGAACCAACUAAUGCAAUUCAUGCAGACAUAGGUCAGAACAUUGCAAAAUGUGAUGUCAUCACAUGAGAAGUAUGCCUCUGUCACAGCAAGCUGACACCUGGUAUGAAAAUGCAGUCUGUAUAUGGCUGCACAGCUUGCUCCAGCCGCUGUUAUUAUUCAGUAUAAUCUGUUGUGUAGUUUAUCUGACAGCAGCGCCAGAGAGGUUGUAUUUUCAACCUUGUCUGAUUGAUUGUACGCGAAGACUACAGGACAGAUUACCACAAAACUUGUUUGAAUGAUGUGUUAUGAGUCAGGGAAGAACCCAUUCAAUUUUGUUGCAGAUUUGGAUCAGGGGGUUGAUCCAGGAUUUUUUUUUACUUUCUAUAACUUGGCGAGAUAGGGCGAUUUUAACAUGUUCACCUUCUUCCCAGAGAAUAAUUCAUGGAUCUUGAUGGAAAAAAAUUAUAUUUCUAUGACUGUGCAAUUUGGUGCAGCUUGACUGAGUUUAAGGGAACUGUUGGCCUUUGGUGGAAGUAUGCGAUUCUAGUUAACCUAUGUUUUCAUUCAUUUCAUUAGACAGUUGUGUCACAAUAUGUUUCCAGUAUGCAUUUCAUUUGAGAAAGAGAGAGGGUUCACAGUAUCCCUUCAGGAGACUGGAGCAACCACAUGACAGUCUUAUUAGCCAAGCCAGGAAUACUGCUAACAAGCGUCUUUACUGGCUAUGAUUACAUUUCUUUUGCUCAAACUUAAGUCACAGGCCUGUAAUCAGAUGUUGUAUUUCAGAUGACAUGUUAGUACUGGGUGGUAAAUUUCGGUGUUCACAGACCAGCUGGCAAGUCAAACACAUCCUUGUCUAAUCUGACGACCUUUAGCUGUACUCAGUGAUUGCAGCUAGAGCUUUGUUGGGUGACUCCAUAGUUGUGAGGGAGGUUUCCUGUGGCAUGCCCUCUUCCUCCCUCUGUAAAUCCUUCAGUUGUACAGUGAAGGAGAUUAUUUAUGAGAAGUUAACAGCUGUCCACCCAAAUGAUUUGAUUCACACUUGUAUUAAUUAACCUAUAUAUUUAACAGAUUCACGUUCUAAAUUCUUUCUUUUUGUUCCUCAGGGUGAAAAUAAGCUUUAGAAUAAAAUAACCCACAGACAUCCACAAAGCACAGCAAUAAUAAUUGGUUCCUUUACAGCCUCGAAGGCACGUCGAGUAAUUAAUUAAACUUGCACAGGACUCCUGAUAAAACCAUUUGUAAUGAGACUGUUUCUAUUCUGUUUAUGUUUUGGGUCUGUGCUCUACUUUUAGCUUUUUUGCACUGAAGCUGAUGAUUCUUUUUAUUUUUAUUUUGCCUUUUUAAUAGUUGCUUGUAAAUGCCACUGUAUAUACUGCAUAUUUUGUAAAGAAACUAUUACAUCAGGUUGUCUGCAACAAACUGAACUGGAGGUUGACACUGUGAUAUGCCCCUCCAUCUACACCUACAGUAAAUAUGUAAUUAAUACAAUUCUGAAUUUGCUUUGUUUGCUUACCUGGUGAACACAGUUGAGUGCAGUAUGAGGAGCUCAGUGACUCAUGUUGGUACCUUCUCUCCAUUCAACACAGGCAGACAUCCAAACUAUAGUGUGGUCACAGAUCAGUUUUUGUGGCAGUGAUUCUGUGCAAACGCAUCCUCUCUGGUUCUCCUUGUUGGAGGCCUGUGCCAUUCAGUUCUCCAUCUCCUGCAGGUAUUCAUACCAUUUACCAUAAAUUAUCUUAUAAUAGCCAAUACUCGAAUUACAGUCAAGUCUGAAAUCUAAGCAGGACGAGUCUAAACAAAUACAAGCUCGCUAAAGAUCGUUGAGGAUAUGUGUAAUACCUUUACUCUGAAUUUCCACAACCAGAGACAUUGUUGUAAAAAAUGAUCGAAUACUGAAACUGUGUAGGUUCACAACUCUGUACCUGAGGGAAAUAGUUAACAAAUAAAUCUAUGUUGAUUUAUAUAAUAUAUAAUGUGUCACAUAAUCUCCUGCUGACUUGAUCAGACCCUUUACUAGUACAAAUAUACUAGUAUAAUGGCACAAAUCAAGUUUUUACAUUAUGUAUGUUAGUGAUUCUUUGAAUUCAGAUAAAAGGUGGGACAGUUGUUCUUGCCUUAACACAGAUGGAGAGUGGGUGUAGAGAGGGUACAUGUUAACAGCUUUACCUUUGUUGUUCUCAGUGAGACACCCUGACUGAGAUGUUGUUUUCCUACGUUUGUCGUUUUUAUUUUUGUGUGAUGUAAUAAAAACAUGUAAAACAGGAA
Messenger RNA from Pleuronectes platessa (European plaice), 6236 nucleotides. It is a transcript of the gene exoc6, whose product is annotated as exocyst complex component 6. NCBI's taxonomy places the organism in Eukaryota, Metazoa, Chordata, Actinopteri, Pleuronectiformes, Pleuronectidae. The coding region runs from base 91 to 2568 and encodes 825 amino acids. The record is from RefSeq and is a predicted model, not a curated record. Gene Ontology annotation, cellular component: exocyst; membrane. The transcript is spliced from 24 exons. Gene Ontology annotation, biological process: exocytosis; Golgi to plasma membrane transport; intracellular protein transport.